AGUAUGACCAAAUAGAUCCUCCCUCCUGUCCUCCCCUCUCUCUCUUCUCUCUCGCUCAUAGUAGAGCACAGCAUGCUUGUGGAAUCUUUAUGCACUAAAGCACAGUGGAAGAAGCUUGUCGCUCUCUCCAACAACACUGGACCGCUUUUCCCAUUUGCUCUCACUUUGGACUUGUUAGCGACACCUUCUCGUGAGUUGUUGUGUGAUUAGGACCUCCACGAAGAGGUUCGGAUGACACGGCGAACCCUUCUCGGGUCACAGUGACCAUCUAGGCAUGAGCAGGAUGUGAAUGUGAAAAGAACUUGAAGAGGAGAAGGAAAAACAUUCAACUUUUUCAUAUUUAAAAUCAAAAUCAUGAUCCCGCCGGCCAACUCAGCCCAGGAUGAGGGUAGCGGAGGAAAAGAGGACGAGCAAAAUGAGACUCCCAAAUCCCCGAGUAACACAUCCAAUCAGGAAACGAAGCUCCAGAAGCUCAAGCGUUCCUUGUCCUUCAAAACCAAGAGCAUUCGCAGCAAGAGCGCCGACAACUUUUUCCGAAGCAGCGGCGACAACAAAACAGAGCUCCUCUCCGACGUGAGCGGCAGCACAGGCCACAUGUACAGCAUUGGCAUGGCGCCGCCGCACACCACUGGCCCGUCUAUCCCACCCGUGCCCCCUGCCAUACCCUGCGCGCCCCCUCCAACGUCUCGCUCUCAGACACGCAACCCUCUGCAGGUGGACUCAGCCGGACACUGCUUCAUGGAGCACAUCUUCAAGAAGCCCACCUUCUGCGACGUUUGCAACCACAUGAUCGUAGGUACCACAGCAAAACACGUGGUAUUCUUGGCUGGCAACACGGCGAAGCACGGCCUGCGCUGUAAAGCCUGCAAGAUGAGCCUCCACCACAAGUGCGAGAACGGCGUCGGACAGCAGCGCUGCAUGGGGAAACUGCCAAAAGGCUUCCGGCGUUACUACAGUUCGCCGUUACUGAUCCAGGAACAGUAUGGCUGCAUCAAAGAAGUCAUGCCCAUUGCUUGUGGCAAUAAAGUGGACCCGGUCUAUGAGGCGCUCAGGUUUGGGACGUCAUUAGCUCAAAAGGCCAAGAGGGCUAGUGGCUCGGAGUCUCCGCACAGAAAUUCGACCACUGACUUGGAUAACGUUCCGGAGGAAGCGGUGCCUCAUACCAGCAGACAUGCGCUGUCAAGAAAACAAAGUGAUGAUGUUUUCACAGUUAUUGAAAAUGGCGCCGAGCACUACCACAUCCAGCCGGAAAGAACACUCCGCAACUCUGAGCUGGAAGACAGCCAGCUUCACCAAGAUGCACUCCAACUCAACACCUACGUGGCCUUGUACAAUUUUACUGCUCAAGAGAGCCAUGACCUGGAGAUGAGAGCAGGAGACCGAAUUUUGUUAGUUGAUGACUCCAAUGAAGAUUGGUGGAAGGGGGUGAUUGAGGACAGGAUCGGUUUCUUCCCGGCUUCCUUCGCUCAUCUCUUAAUGGUGGGAGACCAGGUUUUCAGGUGUAACAGGACGUUCAUCGGCUGCAGGGAGCAGGGCCAGAUUACGCUGAAGGAGGGACAGAUUUGUGUGAGCAGUGAGGACGAAAGCAACGGCUUCAUCCGGGUGGCGAGCGCCAAGAAGCGAGGCUUUGUGCCGUGUGACGUCCUGGACAUCAUCUGAGGGGGGUAAAUGCUCUCGAGAGAAUGAGAAAGAGGAGGCGGUGUCUGCGGACCGUGGAGGGCGGACAAGGUCAAAUCGACGGACCGCUUGGGAGGUGGGGGUGCUGACGUUCCUGUAGGGAAAAGUGGAAAGGAAGCCACGGUCGGUGCAAGAUAAAUGAAGAUGAGAAUACAAGUGCUGCUUUGUAUGUUUGUCUAUCACUGGAUUUCAUGUUUUAACUCAUUGACAGCGAUAGUUGUCCAAUCCAUUUGAAGUGGGAGGAUGGCAGCGAAUGAACAUUCGCUGCCAUUCUCCCACUUCAAAUGGAUUGGACAUCUACUAGUGAUAACCUCAUUCAAAUUCACACCAGAAGAAAGAAAAGAGCCGCGACUGGACAUCUAUCAUCAUCAAGAACAGUAAACAAAAACCUAUACGACUGAAAAAUUUUAUUGCGAUUUGAGAUUUAAGAGGGAAAAACCGUUAUCGAGCCCAUGCUAUUGUAAAGAAAUUCAGCACUUUUUUUCCCCAUCCCAAAAUUUUAGAUAUUUUUUUAAUUGGUUGAAAAGGUUGAAAAAAACAAAACAACUAAUUUUCCAAUAGUUUGUAUUAGUUUGAUCGCUGUUUUGAAGAAAAUUUGCCAUUUAGGGGUGAUGGUUUUUUUUGGGGGGUUCAGUGUGCAGCAGUGUUGUUUUUGGCAGCCCGUUUCUGGGCUUCCCUGCUGCAACUGCUGACCUCACGACUCAACCUCAGAUAGGCUGAAAACAAUAGAAUGGAUGGGGGAAAAAAAACAAUUUCAAAAUGAAAAGGUUAAAAUCCUCAAAUGACUAUUUGAUGUUUGGUAGUUCCAAUAAGGAGCAGAUGUAUUUGCACCCCAUGUGAUUUUGCAAGUUCACCUAAUUAGAAAAUAGGUAGAGGUAUGAAAUUUCAAUCAUACAGUGCACUCCUUAAUUAUUGGCACCCCUGGAAAAGAUGUGUUUUUUAGCUUCUAAUAUUUUUUUAUUCAAAUAAUAUGGGACCUUAAUGGAAAAAAAGAGAAAAAUCCAACCUUCAAUCAGCUCAAUCUUGGUCUCACACAAAAAUACACACGGUCCCAGGCUUCAACUGGGACCGUGUGCUUUGGUCAGAUGAGACCAAGAUUGAGCUUUUUGGCAACAAACACUCUAAGUGGGUCUGGCGUGCCACGAAAGAUGCUCAUGCUGAAAAGCACCUCAUACCCACUGUGAAGUAUGCGGGUGGGUCAGUGAUGCUGUGGGGCUGUUUCGCUUCCAAAGGCCCUGGGAACCUAGUUAGGGUGCAUGGCAUCAUGAAUGCUUUGAAAUACCAGGACAUUUUUAAUCAAAAUCUGUUGCCCCCUGCCCGAAAGCUGAAGAUGGGUCGUCACUGGGUCUUUAAGCAAGACAAUGACCCUAAACAUAUGGCCAUAUCUACACAGAAAUGGUUCACCAGACACAAAAUCAAGCUCCUUCCAUGGCCAUCUCAGUCCCCAGACCUUGUUUUGUUGGCAAAAGGGGGUUGUACAAAGUAUUAGCACCAGGGGUGCUAAUAAUUGUGACACACAUUAUUUGAUGUCAAAUUUUUUUUUUUUUAUGUGGGAUUUUUUCCCCAUUGAAUGAAUGCACUUGUAUUGCAGGUUGGAUUUUUCUCUCUUUUUUCCAUUUAGGUCCCAUAUUAUUUGAAUUUAAAAAAAUAU
Molecule: messenger RNA, 3328 nt
Organism: Corythoichthys intestinalis (scribbled pipefish)
Lineage: Eukaryota; Metazoa; Chordata; Actinopteri; Syngnathiformes; Syngnathidae
Gene: stac
Product: SH3 and cysteine rich domain
Exons: 11
Coding region: 355-1659 (434 amino acids)
Biological process (GO): positive regulation of voltage-gated calcium channel activity; skeletal muscle contraction; positive regulation of protein localization to plasma membrane
Cellular component (GO): extrinsic component of cytoplasmic side of plasma membrane
Molecular function (GO): transmembrane transporter binding
Source: RefSeq, a predicted model, not a curated record